AUGGCCCCGUUUAAAGUUCUUUAUGGGAGGAGAUGUAGGUCUCCUAUUGGGUGGUUUGAUGCUUUUAAGGUAAGGCCAUGGGGUACAGAUCUUUUGACGGAAUCAUUAGCUAAGGUCAAGGUGAUUCAGGAAAAGCUCUUGGCUGCCCAGAGUAGACAAAAGGAGCAUGCAGAUCGAAAGCCUAUGAGUUGCCUUUUUGAGUUUUUGUCGAGGUGUGCGUCAGGUGUUCCAUGUCUCAUGUUAAAGAGAUAUCAUGUUGAUGGUUUAUUUAUCAUUCGUUGGGAUUCUAUCUUGUUGGAUGAGAAUCCGUCCUAUGAGGAAGAGCCUAUUGCAAUUAUGGAUAGAGAGGUUCGUAAGCUGAGGUCGAAAGAAAUAGCGUCAGUGAAGGUUCAGUGGAAAGACCAUCCUGGUGAAGAAGCUACUUGGGAGAUCGAAUUCGAUAUGCGCAAUAAUUACCCCCAAUUUUUCACUGAGUCAGAUGAUUCAAAUACUCAUGUAGCGCUAUAUUUCUGGACUUUGAACGUUCUGAGGCAUUGCAGAAAGGAAAGGCUCACGUGGAAUAGAUUACAUUAUUACAGUGCGGCGUUGAGAUUGUGA
This is a messenger RNA of Lycium ferocissimum, 597 nucleotides long. RefSeq lists its product as uncharacterized. The record is from RefSeq and is a predicted model, not a curated record. Lineage: Eukaryota; Viridiplantae; Streptophyta; Magnoliopsida; Solanales; Solanaceae. The coding region runs from base 1 to 597 and encodes 198 amino acids. The transcript has 4 exons.